AUGGUGAGAACACGAAACGGAGCCCAAUCAAAUAAUGAUCGGAAUAGCGGACCGCAACCCAAUGGACAAGGAGCACAACCAGACUUAGUUCAACUGAUGCAAGCAUUUGUUGCUGCUGCUGCUGGCAACCCUCAACAGCAACAACAACAACGUGGACCACUAACCAGGAGUAGAGAUCAACUUCUGGAUGCAUUCUGCAAACGUCGUCCUCCGAUCUUUUAUGGGGAAGCAAACCCUAGCGCUGCAGAAGUAUGGAUCAAACAAAUCUCUAAGUACCUAGAAGUACUUAAUGUGACUAGUGCGGGCGAUCGCAUUGCCUUAGCAACCUUUCAGAUGCAAGGGGAAGCAGAUCAUUGGUGGGAUUUGAUUAAGACCACUCAUAAUUUGACAACUAUGACCUGGCAGAUGUUCGAAAACCGUUUCCUUGAAAAAUACUUUCCAGCACCUGUGAAACAAGCCAUGGCUCAAGAAUUUAUGGACUUAAAGCAGCGUUCCCUAACAGUAACCCAAUAUGCUGCCCGUUUUGAAGAAUUGGCACGUCAUGCCAGUACCGUAGUACCCACUGAUGUUGCAAAAGCUAGGAAGUUUGAAUGGGGUCUGUCCCGCUCUAUUCGUACUAGUGUGGUCUCUCAUGAGUACCCCACCUAUGCACAGGAAGGCCAUUUCAGGAACAACUGCCCAAAGCUUGCUGGAUUGGGAAAUUUUGGGCAAGGGGGACAACAGCAAUUUCAGGCACGGCCAUCAGGGUUGGGGAACCAAAAUCCGGUUAAUCCGAACCAACAGAAGAUUGGAUGGAAUCAGCAACAACUCCAUCCUUUUCAAAACAAUGCAAGCGGACAGAACAAGCCAACAGGAGGCAGAGUCUUUGCUCUACAAGGCACUGAACAAGAUACUGAGGAGGAGUAUGACCCGUCAGUGAUACAAGGUACUCUUAUACUAUAUAGUACUUGUGUUCAAGCAUUAUUCGAUUUAAGAGCUUCGCACUCUUUCAUAUCUAUUGCAUGCGUCUCUGCUCUUGGACUAAAAACAGAACCUCUAGGGACAACAAUGCAUGUAACCUCUCCAUUAGGGGGAAAAAUUUCUGUGGGAUUAAUUUGUAAGGGGUACGAAUUAGAAGUAUCUAACCUGAGAUUAACUGUCGACCUACGAGUAAUCGACAUGACAGAAUUUGAUGUCAUACUUGGAAUGGACUGGCUAUCUGCGCAUCACGCUGUCGUAGACUGCCAUCGGAAGAUGGUGACAGUGUAUUCAUUAGACGGUACGUCUUUCAAAUUUAAGGGGGAUAGACAAGACCCCUCCGCAACAACCCCACACCGAUCGAGGUGGCAUGAUAAGCUUUCAGGGUGGCUUGCAAGCCUCAAGCUAGAGGAGACAGAUCGUAUGGAACCCGGUCUUCCUCACAUUGUGUGUGAGUACGAGGAUGUGUUUCCUGAUGAAUUACCUGGACUGCCUCCACGUCGGGACUUAGAUUUCACGAUCGAGUUGCAACCAGGCACGGCACCAAUAUCCAUGGCACCAUAUAGGAAGGCACCGGCGGAACUACGAGAGUUGAAGACUCAGUUACAAGAUCUGGUGGAUAAAGGUUUUAUCAGACCCAGUACAUCACCAUGGGGAGCACCUGCUUUAUUCGUCAAAAAGAAAGAGGGAACACUUAGACUCUAUAUCGACUACCGCCAACUCAAUAGGGUCACAAUCAAGAACCGUUAUCCAUUACCUAGAAUCGAUGACUUGUUUGAUCAACUGAGAGGGUCAAUCUGCUUCUUGAAGAUCGAUUUACGGUCUGGAUACCAUCAGCUACGAGUUAGAGAUAGUGACAUACCUAAGACAGCUUUUCGAACCCGUUAUGGCCACUCUGAAUUUGUGGUGAUGCCAUUUGGAUUAACCAACGCUCCUGCUGUUUUCAUGUGUCUGAUGAACAAAAUUUUCACGCCAUAUCUGGACAAAUUUGUGGUAGUGUUCAUUGACGACAUUCUUGUAUAUUCGCCAACAGAGAAGGAACACGAAGAGCAUUUGAGAAUCGUAUUGCAAGUACUUCAGAAUAAUCAAUUGUACGCAAAGGCCAGCAAGUGCGAAUUUUGGAUGAAAAAAGUCAAAUUCUUGGGACACGUGGUGUCAGAGAAAGGAAUCUCUGUGGAUAACAGCAAAGUAAAAGCUGUCAUGAACUGGAAACGACCCUCAACGGUGUUUGAGAUUAGAAGUUUCUUGGGAUUAGCUAGCUACUACAGAAGGUUCAUUCAAGAUUUCUCAAUUUUGGGAAAACCAAUGACGCGACUGACCCAGAAAGGGGUUAAGUUUGAAUGGAACGAAAUAUGUGAGAAAUUGUUCCAAGAACUCAAGAAGAGAUUGACCAGUGCCCCCAUACUAAUCAUUCCCGAGCGGAACGUGGGAUAUGCAGUGUACUGUGAUGCAUCCAAAGAUGGAUUGGGAGCUGUGCUCAUGCAAAAUGGAAAGGUCAUCGCUUAUGGAUCCCGACAACUGAGGCCGCAUGAGAAGAAUUAUCCAACUCACGAUUUGGAAUUGGCAGCAGUAGUAUUUGCCCUUAAAUCCUGGCGUUACUAUCUGUAUGGAGAACAGUUCGAGAAGGAGCUGAAUAUGAGGCAAAGCAAGUGGAUGGAAUACAUAGAGGACUACAGUUUCACGUUGUCUUAUCACCCUGGGAAGGCCAAUGUAGUUGCUGACGCUCUCAGUCGCAAAACUCGAGGACAAUUGGCAAGUAUGGCUAUCAAGGAAUGGAAAAUGAUGGAAGCCAUUAAUGAGUUUAGACUUCAACCUACUAUAAGUGCAGAAGGAGCCUGCCUUUUUGCUUUUAAACUUGGAGGAACACUUCAACCAUUACCGAUACCUGGAUGGAAGUGGGAGCACAUUACUAUGGACUUUGUCACAGGACUACCUCGAUCACCUAAAUCCAACACUGCCAUUUGGGUAAUUGUGGAUCGAUUGACUAAGUCAGCACACUUCCUUCCUGUACGUAUGACGGAUACCAUGGAAUCAUUCAGAGAAGCAAGCCUAUUGGGACCAGAACUUGUUAGAGAGACAACAGAAAAGGUCAGAAUCAUCCGCCAACGACUUUUGACCACUCAGAGCCGACAGAAAAGCUACGCUAACAAGAGGACUAGACCACUAUCCUUUCAAGCUGGAGAGCAUGUAUUUGUUAACAUCAAGCCACGACGAGGAGUUAUCCGAUUUGGAAAGAAGGGGAAACUAUCGCCCAGGUAUAUCGGACCAUUUGAGAUUUUGGAGAAGAUUGGAGAGGUUGCCUACCGCCUAGCCCUGCCCCCACAAAUUGACAGAGUCCACAACGUUUUCCAUGUGUCUAUGCUUCGCAAGUAUAUGUCACACCCCUCUCACGUACUCAACUGGGAGGAGGUCACACGUAAAGAAGACACAACCUUCGACGAACAACCUAUCGAGAUACAAGAUUGUAGUGAGAAGAAUAUCAGAGGUAAGACGAUAAAACUCAUCAGGAUCUUAUGGCGACAUCGGGGUAUAGAGGAGUCAACAUGGGAGAGAGCUGAUACUAUGCGCACCAACUACCCGUAUCUAUUUCCACCAGAAGUGUCGUUGGGCUGGCGUUUCAUGUCAGGUAAUACAGAGACCGAGGAACAGAAUCCGCAGCAAGAUGAACAGUACCAUGGUAAAGACCUCUCAACUGAGGAAGGAGAGUUUGUUGAGCCUUGGAGGCCAUAUCCUUAG
Rhododendron vialii is the source of this 3693-nucleotide messenger RNA. RefSeq lists its product as uncharacterized. Lineage: Eukaryota; Viridiplantae; Streptophyta; Magnoliopsida; Ericales; Ericaceae. The record is from RefSeq and is a predicted model, not a curated record. Gene Ontology annotation, molecular function: nucleic acid binding. The transcript is spliced from 6 exons. Bases 1 to 3693 code for a protein of 1230 amino acids.